Molecule: messenger RNA, 1536 nt
Organism: Lactuca sativa (garden lettuce)
Lineage: Eukaryota; Viridiplantae; Streptophyta; Magnoliopsida; Asterales; Asteraceae
Molecular function (GO): zinc ion binding
Source: RefSeq, a predicted model, not a curated record
AUGGCAGAUGAAGUCAGAGCACAAGUGUACCAUGCUACUGAUUGGCAGAGUGAUGAAGAUGAACAGGAGGUAUUGAAAAACAACUAUAGAAUUCAUGACCCAACCAUCAAGUGGGACAAGAUGGUACCAAAGCUUGGUGACAUCUUUGAAUCCCAUGCCCAACUGAAGUUUUGUGUCACCAAUUAUGCAGUGUCACAUGGCUAUAGAAUAUACUUUGAAAAAUGUGAUAGUAAAAGAAUUGUAGCUAGAUGUGGCAAUAGGAAGGAAGAGAAUAAAUGCCCUUUCAGAAUUUAUGCUGCAUGGAUGUACAAAGAAAGAUGUUUUCAGAUCAAAGCUAUGAAUGGUGACCAUAAAUGUUGUAGGCAGUUUAAGUUUGGGUCCAUUGUGUCCCUUGAAUGGAUUGGAAGACAUUAUGUGACUAAAAUUGCAAAUAAGCCAAAGAUGAAACUUCAGGAAAUGAUUGAUGACAUCAGACAAAGGAUAUGGGAUUAUGCCCAUGAAUUGUUAAGGUCAAACCCGGGGUCAACAUGUCAAAUUGGUGUAACAACGAAUCCAGAUGGAAAGAAUUAUUUUCACUGGUUUUACAUUUGUUUCAAAGCACUAAGUGAUCGUUGGAAAAAAGGGUGUAGGAAAGCAAUUGGGCUUGAUGGGUGCUUUCUGAAGGGGCAAGUGAAGGGUGAACUACUAAUAGCCAUUGGCAGAGAUGCCAACAACCAGGUUUAUCCAAUUGCUUGGGCUGUUGUUGAUGUGGAAAAUAAGUCCAACUGGACAUGGUUUCUUGAACUACUCAGUGGUGAUCUAGACCUUAUUGAUGGAAGGGGCUUGGGUUUGUUACAAUCUGUUAAAUAUAUAUUGCCACAUGUGGAGCACAGGCAAUGUACCCGACACAUAUAUGAAAAUUUUAGAAAAGCUUACACUGGGGUGGAGUUGAAGAAGCUGUUCUGGGCUGCAGGUAUGAGCUGUGUUAAAGGUGAUUUCAAGAGACAUAUGGACACAAUUAAAAAGCUCAAUCCUGGUGCAUAUGAGCAUCUCAUGUCCAAAGAACCCCAAACAUGGUGUAGAGCUUACAUGAGUACAGGGUAUGCAUGUGAGGCAGUGGAGAAUGGUAUAUCAGAGUGCUUCAACUCCAUCAUUGUGGAUUCUAGGAAAAAGCCAUUGAUCACAAUGCUUGAAGAAAUAAGGAUAUACAUCAUGGACAGGUUUGCUCACAUGAUUAAGGAAAGCACUAAAUGGAAUACCUAUAUAUGUCCCGAAGUGUUAAAGAAGAUGAAGCUUUUUGGGAAGAACAUGAGGUUUUGGUUAGUAAUUCAUAGUCAACAACAUGUGUUUGAGGCAAGGAGAGGAUGUGAUAGCUACAUGGUGGAUUUAGAUGGAAGGCAUUAUACCUGCAGGUUAUGGGAUCUGGCAGGGAUCCCAUGUGUUCAUGCCAUUGCAACCAUCAUCUAUAUCCAGCAAACACCUGAUGAGUACAUUGAUCACAUGUUUUCUAAGGAACAAUAUCUUAAGUGUUAUGAUGUGCACAAAAGUACCCACUAA